Wallemia ichthyophaga EXF-994 is the source of this 552-nucleotide messenger RNA. Its product is annotated as Ankyrin repeat-containing protein P1E11.10. The record is from RefSeq and is a predicted model, not a curated record. Gene Ontology annotation, molecular function: protein binding. The transcript is spliced from 2 exons. The coding region runs from base 1 to 552 and encodes 183 amino acids. Lineage: Eukaryota; Fungi; Basidiomycota; Wallemiomycetes; Wallemiales; Wallemiaceae.
AUGGUGAGCGAUCCAACGAACGAUAAAAAUAUUUGGCUGUCCGCCAGCGAAGGUGAUAUGGAAAGAGUAGCGUAUCUGGUUGAGAAAUGCGGAUUGGAUGUAAAUACACUGGACGAAAACAGUUACAGCACUCUACACGCAGCUACAUCUUACUCUCACUCCCAUCUUCUCCGCUAUCUCAUUGAGAAAGGCGGUAAUGUAAAUAUCGUCGACGAUGAUCACGAAACGCCGCUCUUUGUCGCCGAGGAUGAAGAUGUGGCAAGGCUGCUGGUGGAACACGGGGCUGACGCCUCACAUCGCAACGCGGAAGGUCUCACACCACUCGAGAAACUCAUUCAGGAUGAUGAGCACGAGGAAGUGCAGGAAUAUCUCAAAUCUGUCGGUCCAGCGCCUGUAUCAAUGCCAAACACCAACGAUAACACAGCACUCGAAGAUACGGAAACUGGCAGAGAGAUAGCCGAGAUAAUGGAACAGGCACAACGAGACGGCACAGAUCCCGAUGAGAGGCUGAGGGAGCUGGUGACGCGCAAUCUGAUGGGACAGCAGCAGUAG